Molecule: messenger RNA, 480 nt
Organism: Trichoderma virens Gv29-8
Lineage: Eukaryota; Fungi; Ascomycota; Sordariomycetes; Hypocreales; Hypocreaceae
Exons: 2
Coding region: 1-480 (159 amino acids)
Biological process (GO): secondary metabolite biosynthetic process; amino acid activation for nonribosomal peptide biosynthetic process
Cellular component (GO): cytoplasm
Molecular function (GO): phosphopantetheine binding
Source: RefSeq, a predicted model, not a curated record
AUGGGUGCUGGCACAAACACCACUGAUGUUGUCUUUGGUAUGCCUGUGUCUGGCGGAACUGCACCAGUUAUGGGAAUUGACUCGAUGGCUGGCCCAACUCUGGCAACAGUCCCAACGAUUGAGAUGAUGCCAUUUGAGCAGACUGGUUUGCGACGCAUUGCCAAAAUUGGACCAGGUAGUGAACAAGCGUGCGCAUUCCAGACAUUGGUGUUGAUUCAAACCGAUCUGAAGGAUCUGGAAGACGAUUUUUUGGGCAAGUGGACUGGAAUUCGAGAUCGGGAAAGCACCUAUGCUCUAAUGCUCGAGAUCGAAAUGGGCACCAAUGGAUUCACAACAACGGCAAGCUUUGACUCAAGAGCGAUCAAGCCUUGGAUUGUAUGCCUGCUAUUGGAAAGAUUGGAGCAUGUAUCUCAGCAGAUUUGGCGUGCUGAUUCCGAAGUUUUGCUGAGAGCUAUUGAGGCAAUGAUCAAGCAUGACUAA